Staurois parvus is the source of this 336-nucleotide messenger RNA. The record is from the annotation of a GenBank genome assembly. NCBI's taxonomy places the organism in Eukaryota, Metazoa, Chordata, Amphibia, Anura, Ranidae.
AUCUGCUGAUAGAACAGAGCCUUGGGGUAAGCUGCACAUGCUCAGUUUGGUGUGUACUGCUAGAGAGUUUUUUUUUUUCUUGGGAGAGUGCAUUGAAUGCAGGGUCCGGGGGGACCGGAUAAAGUGAAUGCAGGGUCCAGGGAGAGCGGAUAUAGUGAAUGAAGGGUCCGGGGAGACCGGAUAUAGUGAAUGCAGGGUCCGGGGAGGCCAGAUAUAGUGAAUGCAGGGUCUGAGGAGACCGGAUAUAGUGAAUGCAGGGUCCAGGGGAGACCAGAUAUAGUGAAUGCAGGGUCCGGGGAGACCAGAUAUAGUGAAUGCAGGGUCCAGGGGAGACCA